Messenger RNA from Bathycoccus prasinos, 381 nucleotides. RefSeq lists its product with no specific name. The record is from RefSeq and is a predicted model, not a curated record. The coding region runs from base 1 to 381 and encodes 126 amino acids. The transcript has a single exon. Lineage: Eukaryota; Viridiplantae; Chlorophyta; Mamiellophyceae; Mamiellales; Bathycoccaceae.
AUGAUCUUUUAUUCUUCUUUUACUUCUGAUGUGAACAAAAGUACGGUGGACUUCAAAGUCAUCCUCGACGGCACUCGACACGCCGUCUCCGCUUCAGUGAACGAACAACUCUCGAAAGUCCUCGCGAAACACCGAGACGUGAUGCACGCGGUACCGAUAAUAUCACCGAUGUUAGGACACGACGCGCACGUGAUCGUCCCGGAAGAGGUGAGGAAAGAGUUAGAGGAGUUAACCGGAGAGGAGAUGGACAAGAUCGAAGAGCUGUGCAGCGAGCCUUUAGACGGAGGGAGGUCGAGAUUGGCGAGUCAGCUGAGGGUGAGCGAGUCGUUCGCGGGGAUGACGUUCGCGGUGAAAGGGAUGAAUAGGAUCAUGAGGACCUAA